AACUCUGGCAGUGGUCAGCAGUCUGUCGCACAGAUCCAGGACAAGAAAGACUACCAACUAUCUUUCUCAGCUGUAGGCUGCUCGUCUUGGAAGGACAAUAAGAAACAAUGGAUGAUGGAAGACUGUAAUGCCACCAUUAACCUGGAGAAUGGAGCCAUCAGCUGCAGGUGUCAGAUGUCGGAAUGGAAAGUUUCUGUGGGGACCAUGACUCUUCCAGUUCCCAACUCCAUCAACUUCAUCAACGCGUUCCAGAACUUCCUCCAUCUGAGCGACAACUCCGUAGUGUUCUCCAUCGUGGUGUCUGUGUUCAUCCUGUACCUCCUUCUCAUGGUUCUUCUGUGCGUGGACUUUCACCGUCUAAGGGCUCCUAAGCCUCGGUCCAAAGUGAGUCUGAUCCCGCCAGACAGGAUGCCGGCACCUCACGUCUAUCAGCUCACGGUCACCACCGGGUCCAUGUUCGGGGCAGGGACCACCUCACGGAUCGGACUCCAACUCUUCGGGUCAGAGGCUACAUCUCCAGUCAAGAUGCUCAACCCAGGAGGAGAGGAGUUGGUUCGUGGAAGCACUUUGCAUUUUGUCAUGCCUGUGCAAGAGUCACUUGGAGAAGUGAUGUUGUUGCACAUCUGGCAUGAUAACUCUGGGGAAGGCGACACGGCAUCCUGGUUCCUCGGAAGUUUUGUCGUCAGAGAUGUAGAAAAGGAUGUUGUAUCUUACUUCAUCUGCAAUGACUGGUUGUCGACAGAGAAAGGGGACGGUGAAGUGCAGAGGGUGGUUCACUCAAGCACCGAGGAGGAACUGACAUCUUUUACCAACGUCGUCAAUGAAGCAGCCAGAGAUGUGCUGUAUGAUAAACAGCUGUGGGCAUCUGUCAUUGUAGCAGCGCCUGGGUCCAGCUUCACCAAGGCCCAGCGUCUGUCCUGCUGCUUUACUCUGGUGAACACCAUGAUGCUGGCCAGCGCCAUGUGGUACAAGGCAGAGAACACAACUGCUAACGCAAGGGUGUUUAACCUGGGAUUUGUCCGUUUCACUGUUGAGGAGCUGUACAUCAGUUUCAUGACUAUGCUGACCGUACUUCCCGUCAAUGUGAUGCUCCUGCAACUCUUCCGCAUGGGGGCGCCACUGUCCGUCAACACUCCAGAGAUGACGAUCCGUCCAUCUAAACAAGCACCGAAGAAGAUUUACGCACCUGUAAAGCCUGAUGGUCAAUCGGCCAGGAAGAAGAAGGAGCUGGGUAAGAAGUCAGCUUCUGUACUGAAGGAGUUUCUUCUGCUGCUUAUCUUCGUGGUCCUCCUCUUCUACAUCGCCCAGGCGGACAAAGACCAACAUGCCGUCUAUGAGAGACAGUCACUGUCCAACAAUAUUCUGCAAGAAUAUGAUGCGAUAAAAACCCCGGACCAGUUUUACAGUUGGCUUGAGGACGUGUGGAUGCCGACCCUGUACCCAACCACCUGGUACAACGGAAAGAACAUGAAGUUCUUAGACCGACAGUUUGCACACAACACGGGAUCCUUUCGCAUCGGCCCACCACGGCUGACACAAGUUCGACAACUUCCCAUUUCAGACACCAUGGCGAGGACGUCUAGUGAUGAGCUUGGUUGGAGCUUUCUGCAGGGGAACGGGUCUGGUAACUGUUGGCGAUUCAUGAUUCGGGACCAGUUAACUCAGCUGAACGACAUCAACCAUUGCACGACUCGCCACUCCUUUGACGUUCCUUUGGAUCAUGGCUCCGCUGUAUCAUUCCUCGGUGCCUUGAGAGACAACGAGUUUUUCGACAAAUAUACACGAUCCUUGGCAAUCGACAUCAACUUCUACAACCCCAGCCUGAAGCUGUUCAGCGUUGUGAACAUGAUCUUGGAUCGAUCAGGUGACCUUGGGUUUGUACGAUUUCUUGACCUGACUGCUGCCUUGUGGUGGGAUGCCUGUUUCAAGCACGUCUUGGGCCUUGUUGUCUUCAUCAACACCAUCACCCUACUUCGCGUCGUCCGCUUCAGUCAAACAGUUGGCAAACUGCUGGCAAUCCCCGGCAUUAUGAAGGAGGAGCUCCUGUCCUUCUUAGUUGUUGCUGUCGUUGCCCUCAUAGCCUUUGUCAGUUCAGGACACCUCAUCUUCGGAAGCCACAUGGAAUCUUACACAGACCUGUACCAUACGUUAUUUGCCCUCUUCGAGAUGAUGCUUGGCAGGUUCUUCGCCCAAGACAUGUUGGAUUCCAACCCUCUCACCGGGCCGAUUUUCUUCUCUUCCUUCAUGAUCUGCAUCUUCAUCCUCCUGAUGAACUUCCUCAUUACCAUCGUUUGUGACGCCAUUUCCGCUGACGUUCACGUCACCCACGACUCUGAACUUGCUGAGUACAUCUGGAGGAGUUUCCGGGCUAUGUUGGGGUUUCACAGCACGCCGGAUAAGGAGGAUAAACCAGGUGUACUAAAGAUGGAGGAGUUGAAAGUCAACAUAUGCAUGAUCCGGGACAAACUUGACGAAAGUCUGGACAUCUGCAACUCCAUCCUGCCACUGUCAUCACGUCAACAGAAGAGUAGCCCGACCUCAGACGUGCUUAACCUUCUGAAGUAUAGCCGUUUUAACCCUUCUUAUGAAGUCAUCCGCAGAGAAAGUAAAUUAACAACGAUUGACGAGGAAAACUAA
This is a messenger RNA of Branchiostoma belcheri (Belcher's lancelet), 2637 nucleotides long. RefSeq lists its product as uncharacterized. Gene Ontology annotation, biological process: detection of mechanical stimulus; kidney development. Lineage: Eukaryota; Metazoa; Chordata; Leptocardii; Amphioxiformes; Branchiostomatidae. The record is from RefSeq and is a predicted model, not a curated record. The transcript has 14 exons. Gene Ontology annotation, molecular function: calcium channel activity; protein binding. Gene Ontology annotation, cellular component: membrane. The coding region runs from base 112 to 2637 and encodes 841 amino acids.